CCGACAUCUGUGGGAGUAGAGUGCCUGUCGGGCAGACGCUGGCCUGCCUGUGAGCCCAGCUACCUGCAGUGACGUGAGCCGCCUCCCCAGCGAAUUGGCAGCCAGGGAGGCCAGCUGCCCCCUUAAGAGGGCCCUAGUGUAUAUAAACCCCUGGGAGGCUGGCAGUCUGUCUGUCUAUGACUAGAGAACUCUGAUCUUGGACACCCCAGCUUUGAGGCUGCUGAUGCUGCUGACAUGGCUGAGACUAACCUGAGAAUCAGUGGGGGGGCGGUGAGGUUCGGUGCCACCUAUGGGGGCAACAGGCUCUUCUCUGGAGGCAGGAGCGGUGGAGGUGGUGGCGGAGGGGCCGGACUGGCCCUCUCCAGAUCUUUUGGAAUUGGGGGGGGUGGAGCAACGGGGCUCGGCAUGAGAGGAGGGCUCGGGAUGGGGAUAGGCAUGGGAAUGGGAAUGGGGGGAGGCCUGGGUAUGGGAAUGGGUGGUGGAGGCGGAGGUGGAGGUCUUGGGAUGGGAAUGGGUGGACGUGCCCUGGCUCUAGGAGGUGGAGGUGGCGGGGAAGCAGGGUUCAGGGCUGGAGUGGCCCCACUCAGGGCUCGCUUGGGCGGCCGCGUCUUCAAGAUCGGAGGCUAUGGCUUCAACCCGUCCUUCCUGAGCUCCACCGCCGCAGUGGGUGGUGUCAGCCCUGUGCCCAGCAUCGACCCAUCGCUGCCCUCCCUCGACACAGUCCAGGUGACCCGCCUAAAGGAAAAGGAGGAGCUGCAGGUCCUCAAUGACAAGUUUGCCACCUUCAUUGACAAGGUAUGUCACACAAACACGUCAUACAGGCAGUAUUAUUUCAUGGCUAUAAUCAGUGAAAAUUGAUGUUGGUAUUUAGCCACUAUAUUUGACUUUUAAUGAAAUUGUAUUAAAUGUUUCUAUCACAGUAAUAUUUUAAGUGCACUUUGAGAUUACAAUAAUUAUCUAUGCAUAAAUAUGGCCCCAUGUGUAAACUCUUUGUACUCGGAACAACCAAAUUAAACUCAAUAUUUGUAUUUCUGCUUGAACAAACAAAAUGAUUAACAUUAUGUUGAUCAGUAUCCUCUACCCAUCAACAUCCUCCACACCCCAAUCCUGUGAGGGUGUUACCUUUUAUAACCUGUGAGGACUUUUCAUACAGAUGUGGAUUGACAGACCAUAAUUAAUGUCUGUGCUUCAAUCGAAACCCAGUUGAGGAUAGGAUCAGAUUCACCUUGUUUUGGAAUUGAUAGCAAUGCUCAUGUAUGCAUUCAACAUUGUUUCCAUGCUAAAACAUAUUACGCAUGUAUCGGUUGUAUAUUGUGCAUGUGAUUUGAUCUUACAAAAUAAAAACGGCCCAUUGGAAUGUCCUGAACAUCAAUGUCCAAAAUCAAUCAAGCUCAUUGAAAUUCAGACCCAUUCUUGGAGAGGAACAUCACCAGAGAGGAUCAUCACCAGACUGUAUGUCUGUGUGUUAACCUAAUAGAAAUCAAUGUGUGUACUGUAUUCAUCGAUCUGUCUCUCUCGCUCUCUGGUCCCCAGGCUCGCUCUCUGGAGCAGACCAACGCUGUGCUGAGGACCAAGAUCUCCAUGUUCACCAACCCGGAGCAGAGCGGCCCUGUCAGCACCUCCAUCCUGCUCACCUCCGCCAUCGGCACCUACAAGACCCAGAUCGAUGGCCUGUCCGCCACCAAGGAGGCCAUCCUUGCCGAGAUCGAGCACUACAAGAGCCUCAUCGACGACGUCCAGAGCAGGUUGAGUGGGGUUAGGGUCGAUUACCUCACAAUACAGUGUGACCAUAAUGAAAUAAUCAGUGACCCUAUAAUACACAGUACAGUAAAUAGACUACAUACACAAUACCACACACAGCAGUGAAUCCACAAUACAGUACAUACAGUGGGGUCUACUAGUCUGUAGUGUUCAAUACAUGAAUAAUCUGCUGGCUGCACCAGGGCUGAGAGAAGGCUCUCAGCCUCAUGUAGGUGUUGUGACUUUGCUUUAUAAUUACCUCGGCAGAUCAAUGCUUUUAAUGCUCAGUUGGAGCAAAAUCUAAUAAUAGCCUUCGUUGUUCUCCAGCAGCAGUCUUGACACUUUUGAUCUAAAGAGAAUCUGUAUCCAAUCAUCACACAGCUUGAGAUUCAAUUGAUACUGCGAAAAUGAAUAACAAAUACCCACAUGUUUCAGCCGAGUACACAAUAUAUUAUCCUUUAAACUCAUGAAGCAGAAUUGUUGACAUUGAUGAUAUGAAACCUAAUGCAUAUAUUUGACUGAAAGUUAAUUGAUAUAAAACCUUCUAUUGGUUUUAUGUUGAAAGGUUUGAGGAGGAGACUGCCCAAACCAAGUCAUUAGAGAUGGACUGGACCACAUUAAAAGAGGUAUGGAUACAUCAUGGCGUUGUCAAACUAUUGAAGGAUUAGUCAAACAGAGGCUGGUGGGAGGCGUUAAUGCACAGGCUCAUUGUAAUAGCUGGAAGGGAAUAAAUCAAACACUAUCAAACAUAUGGAGACCUGACUUGACUCCUUUCCCUUUAGUCUAUUCCUGCCAUUUCAAUGAGCCCGUCCUCCUAUAGCUCCUCCCACCAACCUCCGCUGAUUCAAAUAAUUGAAAUAAUGAAUGACAUCCUGUUAUGGCUACGAAAACUACUAUUCCCAUGCUUUAAAAGGAGGUGGACAAUCUCUACCUUGUCAUUUUCGAGCUUCAAACCAACAUCGGUGGACUGGAAGAUCAGAUCAGUCUCUCAAAGCAGGUGUAUGACGCUGUGAGUACAUGACAUGAUAACAUAACUAUUUUACUGGAAAAUUCCAACAUUCUGGCUAAACUUGCAUGGGGGGGUUCAGUGCACAUUUAGACUCUAAAAAAUGAGCAAACAUUGAAGCGUGUUUUCCUCUUGGUUCACUUUCCCGGCGAUAGUUUUAUUUGAAUUCUACAUAUGCACUGUUCCUUAUCUGCACCUGUACUCGACCAGUAAAAGCAUUCCUUCCCGAGCCUUCUGAAGAUGCUCCCCUGCCCAGGCGCUGAAUUAAAAUGUCUCCCCAUCAAUUAUGGAGUUUAGACAAGCCGAGAGCCAGCACUCAACACUAAGCACCGCUGCUUGUCUCCUUCCCUCGCUCACUAAAAUCACCCACUGCAGAACCUGACCUUCCAUAAGUUCACAACAUUAAGAAUUUACAUUACAGAUCCUGUGUGACUCUCUCUGUACCCUUAAAAACAGCUUAAUUGGUACACAGGAGGGACUAUGGGUCUGUAAGUGCAACAAAAACAACACUGUUACAGUAGAUUACAGUAUUAAUGGGGAUCAACAAAGCCACAUUGGACCGUGUUCAAAUAAAGGCUACAUGCCCAACAGAUGUUGCACCCAAUGUGUUCCAGAGUUCAGUUGUGACUGUCAAUCACUGCUCAGAUAGUAGUAUGCUCAUUAAACAAUUGCUUUAUUAUAUGUUGUCAUAUCCACAAGGAAGGUUAAAACAACUGUAAAGACAUUACUGUUGCGCUUUGUGUUGUAGAAAGUGAAGGAGGUGAGGAACAUUGUGACGGGUAGUGUGAAGUCAGCCUUCUCCAUCUCAGUGGACAACGCGGCCCAGGCCCAGGACCUGACCUCUGCCCUGACGGACGUCAAGGCCCACUACGAAGCCCUGGCCCAGCGCAGCAAGCAGGAUGCCCUGGUGUCUGUGCAGGACAGUGUAUGUACCCUGCAGCAGUAUCUUGUCUGCAUUCUCUCUAUUGGUCUACAUUUUUACAUUUCUGUCAUUUAGCAGACGCUCUUAUCCAGAGCAACUUAGUUAGUGAGUGCAUACAUUUUUCAUACUGGCCCCCCGUGGGAAACGAACUCACAACCCUGGCGUUGCAAGCGCCAUGCUCUACCAACUGAGCUACACGGGGUCUAUCUAGUAUUAUGUUAACUUUAUAUUGCAUUAUCUGAAGUCUGCCAGGCAGUAUCUACCGAUAACUGAUUGCAAAAAUAAUAACUGGUUUUGCAAACACCACUGGAACCAGUACGACAUCCAUUGUCUCUUAUUCCUAUCCCUGUGUUACGUUCCCCCUCAAGUAGAUGUUCUUAGUAUUGCACUCAAUACGCUGUAUGUUUUAGCCUACACAGGACUAUCUCUGUUAGAACAUUGCCUUCCAUCAUCCAACCCCAAAUGUUAGACUUUAAGACUGGCGAGGGCACCAUGGAAAUGUAACAUCUCCUUUUUCUAAAUGUCAAACCCCAGCUCUCCAUGAUGUCCAUGACAUCCCAGCCCAGUACCCAGACUCUGUCCCAAACCAAAGAGGAGCUGCGCAUGUACAAACUGCAGAUCGACUCAGUACAGAGGGAGAUCGACAGGCUCAAGACCCUGGUAGGAUUACUACCUAAUCUGAGCUGUUGAUAUGCAAUGUUGUCUCAAAGAAAAUGCUUAUCUUAUACAUUUCAUAAAGUAUGAGGGGAAGUAUCACAGUAGUAUCUCAUGACAGAACCUAUUCUCUCGUGGACGGACUAUGGAGCAUCUAACCAAAUUACGCACAAUUUUUGUUCUGGGUUAACCAAGAUUACACAGAACCUAAUAAAUGCUCACCACAGUGUUAAAUAAUCAGGCCUGACCUCUCCCAUUGUAGAACAUCCAGUUGGAUUCUCAGGUGGAUGAGGCAGAGUCCCACUCCAGCUCCCACACAGAGACCUAUCAGGAGCAGGUGCUGACCCUCAAGUCACAGCUUGAUGACAUCAGAAAGGUAAGGAUGGGGUUCGGAGUCCUCCACAGAUAUACACCUGUUAAAAAACACUGAUUUCAACCCUGAUAUGAGCCACUUUCAUGUGCAGCAUAACCUAUGAAUCAUUCUCUUCUUACAGCAAAUAACACACUAUGGUCAAGAGUACCAGGAACUCCUGGCCAGUAAAAUGUCUCUUGAUGUUGAGAUCACUGCAUACAAGAAGCUCCUAGACAGUGAAGAGACCAGGUAAGAGAGUAGGGUCUCACACAUCAUCCACAUUUGCAACCAUUUAAGCAUUGAUUGAUGCUCUCUGAAGUACUACAUCUAUGAUAGUUAUGUAUUUGUGAUGCGUAUCAUUUCAGACUGAAGUCAGGAGGAGGUGUGACCGUGCACAUGUCUAAGACAGCCAUUGGAGGAGGGGGAGGCGGAGGAAGUGGGGCUGGGCUGGCCUUGGGAGGAGGCAGUGGUGGUGGCAGUGGGAUGGGUCUGGGCGGUGGCUACGGAAUGGGCGGCUUUGGAGGGGGUCUGGGCAUGGGUGGCUUUGGAAGGGGCGGUUACGGAGGCGUUCUCGGGCUGGGAGGAGGCAGGAGCAGCUACAUGUCCUCCAGCCUGAGCAGCAGUGCACGUGAGUACAGCUCCCAACUCUAUGAACUAGCAUUAUUUGUAAUGCCUCCUGAAAAACGUUCUCUUUUACCUAUUGAGUCACAUUCCAAACUCAAAGUUAAGAUACUGUAAGUCCAUGUCGCAGGCCAUCCAUAAGCAAAAAUUAAUGGAAAAGAUAACUUGUUAUUUCUAGAUUUGCUGUACUUUUCUAUUUAUUUGGGGUUGAUGCAUAUACUGUAGCUGGGUCUACACAACUGAUCGCUUGGGACAUGGACUCAUCUUGUUAUUUGACUAUUUGAGUGUAUUGUCCCUUUACCUUCUGAGGUGCAACGCAGACCAUUCCUCAUUGGACCACUUUCUCUUCCAGUCUCAACAGUGUACUGA
This is a messenger RNA of Coregonus sp. 'balchen', 5664 nucleotides long. The record is from the annotation of a GenBank genome assembly. NCBI's taxonomy places the organism in Eukaryota, Metazoa, Chordata, Actinopteri, Salmoniformes, Salmonidae.